AUGACUGAGCAGACGGCAACGUCCAGCGGUCACUGGACCAAAAGAGUCCAAGAAAUCGUGCUCUCGUUUUCUGCCGAUUCCGAUUGCCCUUUCGUAGUCGCCGGAGGUUCGGAAAAUGCCCCUUUUCCGAUCGUCUCGUGUCUUCGCAACGACCUCCUGACGUACCUCAACGAAAAUGACCGCAUUUCGAACGGAUACAUUGUUCUGGAGGUUCAGGGCCGAAAGAUGGCCGGUCUGACAAGCUAUGAUGCCCAGAAAUGGUUGAGAAAUUGCUGCGUUCGCGGAUGA
This is a messenger RNA of Soboliphyme baturini, 288 nucleotides long. Lineage: Eukaryota; Metazoa; Nematoda; Enoplea; Dioctophymatida; Soboliphymatidae. The record is from the annotation of a GenBank genome assembly.